Molecule: messenger RNA, 1519 nt
Organism: Thunnus maccoyii (southern bluefin tuna)
Lineage: Eukaryota; Metazoa; Chordata; Actinopteri; Scombriformes; Scombridae
Gene: angptl6
Product: angiopoietin-like 6
Exons: 6
Coding region: 53-1519 (488 amino acids)
Source: RefSeq, a predicted model, not a curated record
UUAUGUCCUCUUCUCCACCCCCCCAGGGUGUCCUCAGAGGUUUAACAGAUUCAUGGAGAAGACGCUGACAAUAGGUCUGACUCUUUUCUUGGCACUCUGUCUGCACAUACCAGAAGCUGGGGGGCGAAAGGAGGGAGCCCAUGGCGAGAACACUGGGAAACGUUCAUCACGUUCUUCAGAUACAAAAGCAGGCCGUUGCUCCUACACCUUCAUUGUUCCACAGCAAAAACUGUCUGGAGCGCUGUGUUUGAACACGCAGUCUGCUACUACCAACCACUCCGAGGUGGCAGCGCUGCGGACAGAGCUCAAACGACAGCAGGAACAAAUGGAGAAGCUUCAGAGCCAACUGGAGCAGGAGGGGUCCCUUGCCAUGGAGGUAAGAGCCCUACGCAAGGAAAGUAACAGCAUGAAUUCUCGCAUUGCCCAGCUCUAUGCCCAGCUGCUGCAUGAAGUCAUGCACAAGAAAGACCAGGCUUCAGAGCAGCGAAGGGUAGAGAGCCUCCUCCUGAAUGCUACAACGCAGGCGCUGCAGGUGUCCAGUAAUUACAGGGAGCUGGAGAAGAAAUACGGAGCCCUCACCUCCAUGAUGAGCUCUCAGAACCAGUUUAUUGCACGUCUGGAGAAGCAGUGUCAGUGCAGGGACUCCACCCAGUCCUCUCUGGUGGCGACUGAACCACCAAAAAGACAGUCUAAUGUGCAUCCUAAUUAUAGCUCUGAAGCCAAUGAAAUGACAAAUGAUGUUCAAAGGGACCAAAGUGCUCCUCCACCACGGAGGGAAAAAACUGUGGGAGCUCAUUCCCUCCCCUCCACUACAGCCAACACUCCUACGGAGCCUCCUUUCAUUAGUUUCCCUGUCACAAAGACUCCAGGACCUUGGCGGGACUGCCAGCAUGUCCUGGAAUCAGGAGAGACCACCAGUGGAAUCUAUCUACUCCGCCCUCAGAGUGCCAACAGACUCCUGCAGGCCUGGUGUGAGCAGAGUCGGGCUCAGGGAGGGUGGACAGUCAUCCAGAGGAGACAGGAUGGGUCAGUCAACUUCUUCAGGACUUGGGAGCAGUAUAAGCAAGGCUUUGGGAACUUAGAUGGAGAGUAUUGGCUCGGCCUGGAACACCUUUACUGGCUGACUAAACAAGCCCAAUAUAAGCUACGGGUGGCUCUGGAGGACUGGCAGGGCCGGCAGGUGUUUGCUGAGUAUGACAGCUUCCACCUGGAACCAGAGAGCGACUGGUAUCGACUGCGGUUAGGACAAUACAGCGGCAACGCGGGGGACUCCCUCUCAUGGCACAACAACAAGGCUUUCACCACUCUGGAUCGGGACAAGGAUGGCUACACAGGUAACUGUGCUCAUUACCAGAAAGGAGGCUGGUGGUACCACAUGUGCGCCCACUCCAAUCUGAACGGUGUGUGGUAUCGGGGUGGACACUAUCGCAGCCGCUACCAGGAUGGAGUCUACUGGGCAGAGUUCCAUGGAGGCUCCUACUCUCUCAAACGAGUUUCCAUGAUGAUCAAACCCACAUAA